This is a messenger RNA of Diabrotica virgifera virgifera (western corn rootworm), 1938 nucleotides long. RefSeq names its product RNA-binding protein Musashi homolog Rbp6 (gene Rbp6). NCBI's taxonomy places the organism in Eukaryota, Metazoa, Arthropoda, Insecta, Coleoptera, Chrysomelidae. The record is from RefSeq and is a predicted model, not a curated record. Gene Ontology annotation, molecular function: RNA binding. The transcript has 13 exons. The coding region runs from base 45 to 1160 and encodes 371 amino acids. Gene Ontology annotation, cellular component: cytoplasm.
GCCUGAGAGAAUACUUUAGCAAAUAUGGAGAUAUUACAGAAGUAAUGGUAAUGAAAGAUCCAGCGACAAGAAGAUCAAGCGUCACGGCAGGAACUAAUGGGGUAAUCUACUCGAUGGAUAUGGGAGUUUCAGUUAGCACCCCCAGGGGCUUCGGGUUCAUCACCUUCACAGACCCAUCAAGCGUUGACAAAGUAUUGGCACAAGGUACACAUGAACUGGAUGGCAAGAAAAUUGAUCCCAAAGUAGCAUUUCCAAGAAGAGCACACCCAAAGAUGGUAACCAGGACGAAAAAAAUAUUCGUGGGCGGCUUAUCUGCACCUACAACAUUAGAAGACGUGAAAAGUUACUUCGAGCAAUUUGGACCGAUUGAAGAUGCAAUGCUUAUGUUUGACAAACAGACAAAUAGGCAUAGAGGAUUUGGAUUUGUCACAUUUCAAAGUGAAGACGUUGUAGAUAAAGUUUGUGAAAUUCACUUCCACGAGAUCAACAAUAAAAUGGUGGAAUGUAAGAAAGCACAGCCGAAGGAAGUGAUGCUUCCCGCCAACCUGGCCAAAACCCGAGCAGCUGGCCGGGGAGCCUACGAUUUUAUGUGGUCGCUGGGAGCCCUUCCUGACGGUUUCCCCGCUGCGGCAUAUGCCGCCUAUGCGGCCGGUCGAGGUUACUCGGGCUACCCUAGUUUCGGACUGCCGUACCCAGCAGUGGAUCUAACCAAUGGACAGCUCACUCCGAAUAAUAACACUCCACUGUUGACUCAGGCCUUGUCAGGGUCUCCAAGCGGAGCAUGGCAGGCCCAACCGCAGCCUUCAGGAGCCGACCAUCACCACCAGCAAUCUCCAACAGCUGCACCACAACCCCACCAUUUCUCCAUUUCCUUUGCAGUCAUGAAUAACUACCAAGCAGCAGCUGCAGCUCAAGCACAGGCGCAAGGCUUCGGCCCACCAGCCUCUCCACACACGACCGGUGCAAGAGCUGGUUUUCCAGCGGCCAACUCUCCAGGACCUACCAUCGAUAUGUACAACAGCAGCGCUGACAGCGUGGGUUAUGUCCAAGCCGCCAGUCCACAGCCCAGCAGCUUUCCAGCUAUUGCAGUCAGCAGGGCACCGCUUAAUUACAGCCCGGGUCCCCUCAUCCCGGCUGCAUUCACCAAUGGCUACCAUUGAGUCGAAGUACUGUCUAGUGUUGUGUGACCCAAAAAUCGGCAGCUACGUGAUGGCAUCACAACUGCACUUGUACAUUCACUUUAUGUAUAAUAAUCUAAUUAUGUAGCACAUCCCCCGCCAGGCGAGGCCCACUUGUUGUUGUAAUGUUUGGUGUACGCGUACCGCUUUUUUCUCUAUCGGUAGCCGAGGAGAUCAACCACCCUUUUUGGUAAGAUUUGUACAUGCAUGAGCGAAAACAGCUUUUUAGUCCUUUUAAGUUUUCAGAUGACAGAUCAAUUGACGAUAUUCUUUCAAACGAUGAGGAAUUGACAUACGUUAUCCAAAUAUUGACUUUAGACAAAAUUUUAACUGAAUUAUUAACUAUAUUAACUAGAAAAUUAAAAGUGAUGUAGAAAAAUAAAAAAUACUAAAGGUAUAUUUCUAGUUACACAGGGUGUCCCCGAAAAUAGUGCGUUCCUUUAAGGUAUGGAUAUAAUACACAAUUUAGAACAAAAAAGUUCUUUAACAUUUUUUUCUUUUACCGUUUCCAAGAAAAAAAUUACAUUGUUCUCCAUAUAAGUGAAUUUUUAUUUUCAUAAAUUUGAAUGACAUGGCAACGUAGCCUAGAAGAACUUACUAUGAAAAAAUCAAUGGGAAAAUCCCAAUAGUUGGCUGUAUACCAUAGUUUAAAAAACCAAUACAGAAGUAAAAACUUCGAGAUGUAUUCUGGUAUAAAAUCGUUUAUUUAAAAACUAUAAAAUGUCAUCGAAUGCAGAACGUUUUCGUUCUAAACAGAACA